Talaromyces rugulosus is the source of this 1317-nucleotide messenger RNA. RefSeq lists its product as uncharacterized. Bases 1 to 1317 code for a protein of 438 amino acids. Gene Ontology annotation, biological process: regulation of DNA-templated transcription. The transcript has a single exon. Lineage: Eukaryota; Fungi; Ascomycota; Eurotiomycetes; Eurotiales; Trichocomaceae. Gene Ontology annotation, molecular function: DNA-binding transcription factor activity, RNA polymerase II-specific; zinc ion binding. The record is from RefSeq and is a predicted model, not a curated record.
AUGAAAGUCUCACGCUACGCCAGCUCAAGGCAAAAAUCAUGCCAACAGUGCUCAAGUUCCAAAUCAAAGUGCGAUCGCAAGCAGGAGCGCUGCACCAGAUGCACCCAACGAGGCCUACCAUGCGUCUACCCUAGGUCGAAUCCACCAGAGGCCACAACAUGUGAGGGUAUUUUUAGAGAUGAUACCUCCUCUAUCUCGGCUUCGAGAUCCGAUGCAUCAUUCCCCAGCCCUAACUCAGACCUGUCAGUCAACGCCGAGAGGGUAAACCUGGCUUUGCCACAGCACACCACAGACACACAGCCGGAUGCAGGCCCUGUUACCUCCUCUGUCUCAUCUAUUGCCCUACCUGAAUUUCGUCUUCCAAGGUAUCCCGGUCCAAGUGCCCCGGGCGAAGUACCCGAGAUGCCGGAUGUUCUCAAAUUCUCAAAUCUGAACUUGAUCUGUCCUAUCAAUGCCGACGACAUCAAUAACCGCUGGCUGAACCCUUACAUUCCAGAUAUUGACCAGGCAAUAAAGGAGUACCCACCCGCUGUCACUCGUUUCAUACAUAGCGUUUUGAAGUCAUACGCAGCCGUGGCAGCGCGUGGUCGUGCCAUACCCCUGUUCGUUCAUCCCACACAAAUGAACACACCCGGUUCGCAUCUCGCCACAUGCUUGAGCUUGGCUCGAGUAUCUGAAAAUCCAUUGCCAGGAAGUGAAGAUGCUACCGCCGUUGUUAUUCAGCGCGAGAUGGAGAACAUAGCGCAAGAUCACGAAAGCUAUGAUGACAUGUUACUACUCGCUGCGUUUCAGGCCUACUUAGUAUAUAUCAUGAUUCUAUUUUUUCGGCUCAGUCAGGGGCCUAACCCUUUCUUCCGCAAUGCUAUGAUGACUCUUCAGGAGCUUGCUUGCUCCUCAGCCCGUGGCGGAUUAGUCUGCGCGGCCGAUGCAACUCAUACACGUCCAAGUUGGGAAGAGUGGAUUGUGGCUGAGGCGAAGCGGCGCACACUGUACGCGAUGUACCUUUUCGACAGCGUACUUUCAGCUCAUGAAAACCUCCCUACUUUCUUCGGGACUGAACUACGUGGCCUUCCUGCACCAUCAAAUAAGUCACUGUGGCAAGCUGGGAGCCGAAGCGAUUGGGAGAAGGAAUAUAAUAUUUUUCUUGCUGAGUGGAUAGAAAAAAGUCUGGCCAUUGAUGAGCUUUGGCCCAUUUCCCCCGAGUUGGGCUAUGCAGAUAUUGCCCGAAGGCGGAGGAGGGUGGAUCAAUGGUUGGAAAAUAUUGAUGAAUUUGGGACUAUGAUCUUUGCGGUGACAGAGUGUACGCACGGUGGUUGA